AUGCCAGUGCUCAUGCAGUUUGACCGGCUGCCAUUCCGCUUCUUGAGCGAAGUCUGUGAAGCCCUAGAGCAAUUUUUCCAGGGACUUGUCUUCAUGCACGAACACAGAAUUGCUCAUAGAGACGCUUGUUGGCGUAACUUGAUGAUGGAUAUAUCGAAGGUGAUGCCGACGGGGUACCAUUUCUCGAAUUGGAUGACAGAGGAUGGCAGGAAGAAACCCCUUCAAUGGUUCCCCAGGAAGUCUGUAGCCCCAGUGAAGUACUACUACAUUGACUUCGGUCUUUCGUACCGCUUUCCCUCGGACGCAACCAGCUUCAACCUUAUGGGAGUUGUUGGUCAGGAUAAAACGGUUCCGGAGAAAUUCGCCAAGGCCCCUUACGAUGCCUUUAAAUUGGAUAUCUACCAACUUGGGAAUGUCAUAGCGGAGCUACUCGAGAACUACGAGGACCUUACCGUCUUCAAAGGGCUGAGCGAAUUGAUGAAGAACCGGGAUCCCAUGCAGCGGCCAUCAGCUUCGGAUGCGUACGAGACGCUUGUGGACAUCAUAACGGAUUUGACUGAGGAACAGCUCAAUCGACGAGUUUGGCUCAAGCAGUCUCCGGCGGACCUGCGCUAUCGUGUGGAAUUCCUCAACGAAAAUCCCGUGGAAUACUAUUGUUGA
Messenger RNA from Cyclocybe aegerita, 660 nucleotides. NCBI's taxonomy places the organism in Eukaryota, Fungi, Basidiomycota, Agaricomycetes, Agaricales, Hemipholiotaceae. The record is from the annotation of a GenBank genome assembly.